AUGUCGUCACCAUCAAGACAAUUUGAGCUAGAAGAAUUUCGUAAAAGAACUUUACGCUUAAUGGAAGCUUUUGUUUAUGAUUUUAUGAAAAAAAAUGACUGUGAAGAUUCUGCAAGAACUUAUUACAACGAAAAAAAUCUAGAAAAUUGGCCUCCGCCUUGGUUAGCUCACAAUUUUCCCAAUGGACCUGCCUCAAAUAAUAUUAACAAAAACACCAACACCACCACCGUAUCUGAUAACUAUACACCAUCAUUACCUUAUGUUAACACUAGAAUUAACAAUAAUGGUUGUCUAAAAACGUCUGAUCUUGAUGAUUUGUUUGGUUUAAAUUUGAAAUCUGGUUUUUCUGAGCAUGAGAAUCAACAAUAUCUCGAUGAUAAUAAUGAUAUUAAGAUGGAAGAAGAAAAGGAUUUAUUAAAUAUCAAGUGUGAGUUUGAUUCAGAUAACAAUAACAACGAAAAUAGUGAUGAUGGUAAUGUGGAUGUUAGACAAUUAUAUUUUUCUACUUCUUCACCUUCGAUUUCAUCAUCUACAUCACCAACAUUAACAUCUUCUGCUCCUUUAUCUCGAACAAGAAUUAUGAACAUGGAUCAUAAUCAAAAUCAACAAAAUAUUGAUCAUGAUGAUAAAUUUUCACCACAACAAAAGGAUAGUAAUAAAGGUCAGGGUCGAAAUCAUCAAGAUAAUGACUCACCACUAACUAAUUAUAAACAACUUCCAGACUUAUCGUUGCCGUUAGAUGUUCCAGAAGGUUUUCUUACUGAAUGGUUUUUAACAUUUUGGGAAGCUUAUAAAUCAACUCAUGAAAGUAUUGUUGGAAAGCAUAUCUAA
Entrophospora sp. SA101 is the source of this 831-nucleotide messenger RNA. The record is from the annotation of a GenBank genome assembly. Lineage: Eukaryota; Fungi; Glomeromycota; Glomeromycetes; Entrophosporales; Entrophosporaceae.